This is a messenger RNA of Vidua macroura (Pin-tailed whydah), 828 nucleotides long. RefSeq lists its product as uncharacterized. The transcript has 2 exons. NCBI's taxonomy places the organism in Eukaryota, Metazoa, Chordata, Aves, Passeriformes, Viduidae. Gene Ontology annotation, biological process: signal transduction; regulation of apoptotic process. Gene Ontology annotation, molecular function: protein binding. The record is from RefSeq and is a predicted model, not a curated record. Bases 104 to 742 code for a protein of 212 amino acids.
GCGGCCGCCGCGGCGGGAGCGGAAGCCGCGCGCCCUCCCGGGAGCGCCGUGGCGGGAGCGGAGCGCGGAGUAACCCCAUUUCCCUGCGGGAUUUUCUGCCCCGAUGGCGAGGGACGAGCGGGUGACGCUGCUGGAGGUGCACCAGGCACUCCCGGAGGAUCAAUUCCAGGACCUGAAGUUCCUGCUGGAAAGGAAAAUUCCUGCCGCAUUUGUGCUCCCGGCAUCGCGCCCCGAGUUGUGCCGGAUCCUCCUCCAGCGUUUCCCGGGGAAUGCCCUGCAUGAAACCGCCAGAAUCCUGCGACAGCUCGGCCGCCUCGACCUCAUCCAGCGCUUCCAGCUGCCCCUGGAAGAGCAAAUCCCGGCGAAAACUCCGUUGGAACCUAACGGGGACAGCCCCAGUGUGAGGGGGGACCCCACUUCAGGACAUCAUGCUGGAGGGAUUCCAGCUCCACCUGUGAAUUCCCGACGUUUGACGGAGAAGGAUUUGAUGAAAGUUGCCCAAAGAUUGGGAAAAGAGUGGCAGGAAGUGGGAAUUUUGCAUCUAGGGCUGGAGCGGAGCCGGCUGGAGCAGAUACAGGAGGAAAAUCCCGGCAAUCCCGUCAUGUGGAGUUUCGAGAUGCUGCGGGCAUGGCAGCGGCGGGAGCGACAUGAAGCCACAGUGUCCCAGCUCCUAGCCUGCCUUGAGCAUGCCCGGCUCGAUCCUGGAAUCCUCGACUUCCUCCAGAGCCUCCAGGGGAAUUGAGGGACCCCCAAACUCCAUUUCUGGGGGAGGGGAGUGUGAUAUCAAAUUAAUAUAAAAUUGGGACCAUUAAAUGCUGUUUUAUUCCA